Abrus precatorius (Indian licorice) is the source of this 1722-nucleotide messenger RNA. RefSeq names its product basic helix-loop-helix protein A-like. The transcript has 7 exons. Gene Ontology annotation, molecular function: protein dimerization activity. Bases 1 to 1722 code for a protein of 573 amino acids. The record is from RefSeq and is a predicted model, not a curated record. NCBI's taxonomy places the organism in Eukaryota, Viridiplantae, Streptophyta, Magnoliopsida, Fabales, Fabaceae.
AUGGCUACACCGCCAAACAGCAGGCUUCAAAGCAUGUUGCAGGCUGCGGUGCAAUCAGUUCAAUGGACUUACAGCCUCUUCUGGCAACUUUGUCCACAGCAAGGGAUUCUGACGUGGGGUGAUGGAUACUAUAACGGAGCAAUAAAGACAAGGAAGACGGUGCAAGCAAUGGAGGUUAGCACUGAGGAAGCGUCUCUUCAAAGAAGCGAACAACUUAGAGAGUUAUAUGAAUCGUUGUCCGUUGGGGACACAAACCUGCGAAGGCCUUCUGCUGCCUUGUCGCCGGAGGAUCUAACGGAAUCCGAAUGGUUCUAUUUGUUAUGUGUCUCUUUCUCCUUUCGUCCUGGUUAUGGGUUACCCGGAAUGGCAUAUGCUAGGAGGCACCAUUUAUGGCUCACUGGAGCAAACGAAGCAAGCAGUAAAACAUUUUCAAGAGCUAUUCUUGCCAAGAGUGCUCAUAUACAGACAGUGGUGUGCAUUCCGGUGUUGGAGGGCGUCGUUGAGUUGGGCACAACCGAUAAGGUGGAAAAAGACCUUAAGUUCAUCCAACACUUAAAGAGCUUCUUCAUAGUCAUAGAUGAGCAUCCUCCAAUGGCAAUGGCUGCACUAUCAGAGUACUCUACUUCCAAUCCCACUUCAUCCUACCCACCCAAUAUUCCAAAUCAAGACAACAAUAACGUGAGCGAUGAUAAUUAUAAAGCUGAAGUUCAGUUGGAUUCCGAACCAACCACUUUCCCAGCAAGCGAGUUAAUGGAGCUUGACACGUUUGAAGACUUUCGGGUCGGGUCACCUGGAGAUGGGUCCAACCACUUUGAUUCGUUCCCCUCGGAAGAGUCAAUGUCACUGUGUUCGCCAGGGUUGGAGCUGCUUCAACUUCAACCACCACCUUCACCACAGCCUCCGUCGGAAAGCUUAGCACAAGGUGACACGGACACCCAUUACUCUCAAACAGUGUCCACUAUCCUUCAAAAGAACUCAAGGUGGUGGCUAGAUUCACCCUCCACCACCCACCUCACUGAUUCCUUUCAAUCAGCUUUCAACAAGUGGAGCACUGUUGCUAACAAUGACCAACCUCACUUACACGUGGCGGUGACCCAUGUCACCUCCCAAUGGCUCCUCAAAUACAUUUUGUUUAGUGUCCCUUACUUGCAUGCAAACCGUCUCAAACCCAAGGGUGCUUCGUCCUAUGAGACCAGUCACGUCAUGGCCGAGCGUCGCCGAAGGGAAAAGCUCAAUGAGAGGUUCCUCAUUCUAAGGUCAAUGGUUCCUUUUAUCACCAAAAUGGACAAGGCAUCUAUUUUAGGAGACACCAUCGAAUAUAUUAAACAGUUGCGUGAUAAGAUUGAGAAUCUCGAGGUGUGUGAUUGCAACACAAGAAAGAGAAGAGUGAGAGAGGUUGAGGUUUCGAUCAUAGAGAGAGAUGCGUUGUUAGAGGUGGAGUGUGUGCAUAGGGAAGGGCUGUUGCUUGAUGUGAUCAAAGUGUUGAGAGAGUUAGGGAUAGAAGUCGUAAUGGUGCAGUCAUCGGUUAAGGAUGAUGGAGUGUUUGUGGCGGAAAUAAGGGCUAAGGUGAAGGAAUAUGUUAAUGGGAAAAGGGUAAGUAUUUUAGAAGUGAAGAAGCUUCUUAGCCAGAUAAUACCCCAUCAUGAGCCAUGCACGUUUGCUUCCAAUGAUCAUUUGAGCAUGCGUUUGGACUUGGGAUGCAUGCAUCUAGGGAUGAAUUAG